GAUGAACCAGACUCUCCUCUAGAGGUUAGAUUUGGCUAGCCAUCAUUUCCUUUGUUGAAGUCACUUUCCUUUUACCCUCAGCACCUUGGAGAGUCACAUGAUCACAUAUUCAAAACCAUUAAUUUGUCAAGUUACAUUUCCUGUUUCUCUUUAAAUGGCUAUUAUUGUUCGAAAUGUUAAUCUCAUGUUUACCAUUUAGUCGCCAGGUUAGAAAUCACAGUAAAAGCAAACCUCAGCAUCUGUCUGUCUGUCUUUACAAGUGAUACGAUUUCAAUCCACAUUCAUUACAUAGACAUUUCUGCAGUUUAUUUUCACGUCCCUAAGUGCCGCUGUUGGUUAGUGUGAGGAAAAUAAGGGUCUUUUCCUGAGUAAAGUCCUCCCUCGUCUGUCUGAUGCGUUAUUGGAGCUCUGUUUUAAUCGAAACUAGACUGACAAAGCCAGCACUCAGCAAUGAGCACAUGUCCGAAUUUUACUGGUGGUUUUGUUUUUGCCAUUCGGAUUUUUUUUAAGGAUCUCGUCGUUAUGGGUGUUCUUUGUCAUGUUUCCGGAAAAAAAAUGAUUUUUCCGCUGCUUCUCUGUAUUUGUGUCGCAGAAAGGGCCCUCGGACAGGUCCGUUAUUCUAUACCUGAGGAGAUGGCGAUGGGCUCGGUUGUCGGGAAUAUCAUUCAGGACCUAGGCUUGGAUGUUAAGCGACUGAAAUCUGGGCGGGCUAGGAUAUUUACCGAGGACGGCAGUGAGUACAUUGGUCUGAAUGCAGAAAAAGGAACUGUGGUAGUGGCUAAAAGGAUAGACAGAGAAGAAUUAUGCAAGCAAGUGUCUCCCUGCUCUCUCCAUUUCCAAAUCAUCCUCGAAAAUCCAAUGGAGUUGCAUCGAAUUGAUGUAGAGAUUACAGAUAUCAAUGAUAAUGCUCCGUUUUUUUCGAAAAGGGAAUACAGUUUCCAGGUUAGUGAAUCUGCCUCACCGGGGGCUCGCUAUUCACUUGAGAGUGCCAAAGAUCCUGAUGUAGCACAUAACGCCAUUCAAACAUACAAACUCAACCCUACAGAUCAUUUCAAAUUAAAUGUUGUUUCUCGCCCUGAUGGCACAAAAUAUAUUGAAAUGGUCCUUCACACGUCACUUGACAGAGAAAAACAAGAAGAGCAUAAAUUAACGUUGACAGCAUUUGACGGUGGUAAUCCUCAGAAAUCCGGUUCUGUCAAAAUAAAUGUUGUGGUUUUGGACGCAAAUGACAAUUCACCAGUAUUUAGUCAGUCUGUUUACAGAGUAACCGUUCCUGAGAAUGCUUCUAGGGGCACUGUUAUAUUAAGAGUCAGUGCCACUGAUAACGAUAAAGGAGCAAACGAAGAGGUGGCGUAUUCGUUCUCCCACCAUACCGAUGGUGCAUCAUCUCACUUUAAUAUGGAACCUCAUACCGGGGAACUGACAGUAAUUGGCGUGUUAGAUUAUGAAAAAGUGAAACAUUAUGAAAUAGAUAUUGAGGCUACAGACAAAGGAGGGUUGGCCGACACAAGCAAGGUGCUAAUUGAGGUGAUCGACCUAAACGAUAAUGCCCCUGUCAUAAGCAUAAUUUCUCUCUCCAAUCCCAUACCAGAAGAUUCGGCUCCAGAUACUGUUAUAGCAAUGCUCAAUAUCAAAGACUUGGACACAGAUAAAAACGGCCAAGUGAAGUGUUUUAUUAGCAAAGAGUUACCUUUCAAAAUCAAGUCAUCCUCAACUAAUUUUUAUAGCCUGAUGUCUGAAGACGUUUUGGACCGGGAAACGGUACCAGAAUAUAAUAUAACAAUAACAGCAAUGGACGAGGGUUCCCCGCCUUUUUCCACAAACAAGACUAUUAUUCUAAGAAUAUCGGACGUAAAUGACAACGCCCCAGUGUUUCCACAACCAUUUUUCACCGCUUUCAUUAUUGAAAAC
Molecule: messenger RNA, 1911 nt
Organism: Etheostoma cragini (Arkansas darter)
Lineage: Eukaryota; Metazoa; Chordata; Actinopteri; Perciformes; Percidae
Product: protocadherin gamma-A11-like
Exons: 1
Biological process (GO): homophilic cell-cell adhesion
Cellular component (GO): plasma membrane
Molecular function (GO): calcium ion binding
Source: RefSeq, a predicted model, not a curated record